Argentina anserina (silverweed cinquefoil) is the source of this 969-nucleotide messenger RNA. RefSeq lists its product as uncharacterized. The record is from RefSeq and is a predicted model, not a curated record. Gene Ontology annotation, cellular component: TRAPP complex. Lineage: Eukaryota; Viridiplantae; Streptophyta; Magnoliopsida; Rosales; Rosaceae. The transcript is spliced from 4 exons. Bases 31 to 540 code for a protein of 169 amino acids. Gene Ontology annotation, biological process: endoplasmic reticulum to Golgi vesicle-mediated transport.
CCCCGUUCAGAUUUGGAAACAGAGAAAGAGAUGCAAUUCUUCGGCGGAACGGAGAUAAGCCCGUCGCUGCCGGCGGCGACGGCGUCGGGAAACAACGGCCACAUGAUGUACGUGUUCAACCGUAACGGCGUCUGCUUACUCUACCGGGAAUGGAACCGUCCUCUUCACACUCUCAACGCUCAACAAGAUCACAAGCUCAUGUUCGGCUUGCUCUUCUCCCUCAAAUCCCUAACCGCCAAGAUGGACCCCACCGCUGUGGAGAAAGGGAAUCUAGGAGUGCCUCAAUUGACCGGUCAAGGCUGCUCGUUUCAUAGCUUUCAGACCAAUACUUACAAGCUUAGCUUCAUGGAGAGCCCCUCUGGUAUUAAGAUUAUAUUGAUUACUCACCCUAGGACUGGCGAUUUACGGGAGUCUUUGAAGUACAUUUACAACUUGUAUGUUGAGUACGUUGUGAAGAACCCGCUCUAUACUCCUGGAACACCUAUCGGGUGUGAGCAAUUUAAUACAGCUCUUGACCAAUAUGUAAGGAGCAUUUCCUAGAAGCUUGAGGAGGUAAAUUUGAUCACCAAUGUAUGAGUAUAUAGUUGCAUGCAGUUUGCGAUUUUUUUUUAAUUUUAAAUGAGGACGGGAAAGAACAUGUCAAAGUAUAAUCUGUAUGUAACUGCUUCUUGUUGGAGGAUGAAUUCUGUUCAGCUUCAUUUUGGCAACAUCAGCCUCACUCCAGCAUGAUGCAGAUGCACAUGUUCCAGAUCCAAUUUAUUUUAAUUACCUACGUGCUGUGGUUUCCUAGCAUUAUUUUUCAUAUUUUACAAUGAUAAACUCUCUAAACUUGUCACCCUUAGGUGCUUAAUGGCAUCAUGUAAUAUCAUAGUUUAUGAUUAAUUGAAUUCUCUAGAGAAUAAUUUUGAUUUUUUUUAUCAAAAUAAUUUUGAAUUUGAGAACACUUACAAACGAAUGAAUACUAUUACU